Messenger RNA from Syzygium oleosum, 486 nucleotides. RefSeq names its product F-box/FBD/LRR-repeat protein At1g13570-like. NCBI's taxonomy places the organism in Eukaryota, Viridiplantae, Streptophyta, Magnoliopsida, Myrtales, Myrtaceae. The record is from RefSeq and is a predicted model, not a curated record. The transcript has a single exon. The coding region runs from base 1 to 486 and encodes 161 amino acids.
AUGCCUAUUAAGGAUGCAGUCAGGACUAAUAUCUUGUCACGUAAUUGGAGGUACAAGUGGUAUACUCUACAAGAUCUUGUGUUUGAUAACCGAUGUUACUGGGGCCCCGGGGAUUGGCGACAAAUGCGGGAGAACUUUGGGAGGGCAGUUAAAGCGAUCCUCGAUGUUCAUCCUAACUCACGAAAGUUCGAGCUCAGCUGCUGGCUAUAUUCUCCCAUGGAUUACCUUGACGACUGCAUUAAUACUCUAUCUACAAAGUCCAUUCAAGAAAUCGUAAUCAACCUCCGUUUUUAUGGUGGCUAUCCUUCUUAUGAGACUCCCAGCGACCUCUACAAGUGCCAGCAUUUGGUUCAUUUAAAACUCAUUGGAUGUGUGCAGAUUAUCCCACCUUCAUUUAAGAGAUUCAUGAGCUUGGUUACUUUGUACCUUGACAAUGUAGAGCUGCCUGUCGAUUUAGUUAAGAAUACUAAUGACUCUCGCAAUUAA